AUGGAUAAUCUAUUGGGUAAGCGAAAGCCUGAAGAUGGUGAUUUGGAGACAGAACGGACUCUGAAGAAGCCUAAGGACGUAACCAUGAAAGGAAUUGCUGAUACUCUCCAGCAGAUCAAAAGAAGGCUCGACUUGUUAGAGUCAAAGUUUGAUCAAGCUAAUUUUAUCUCACUUAAUAAAGACACAGUGGAAGGAUUUGAUGAAAUUCACGAUUUUGUUGAGGAAGUUGUCGAACCAAAAAAGACGCUCUUUAUUGCCAAUCUCUCUGACAACAUAAGAAUAUUAGAUAUCAUCGUUUUCUUCAAAAAUGUUGGAGAAGUUGUUCGUGUUCAACUUCUUCUAGACAGCAAGAACAAGCGUGUGGGUUGUGGCUUUGUUGAGUUUGCUUCUGCUAACGAAGCAAAGAAGGCGCUACAAGAGAAGAACGGUGAAUAUUUGCACGAUCGUGAGAUUACUCUUGAUGUGGCUAAUAAGGGAGAUACAUACCGUCCACCCAAGUUCGAAGACUACCUUCAACGAGAAAGCCUUCCCAUAGAAGAAGAUGAGACACCUUCCGAAUUUACUGAGAAAGUACUCAUUGUUGCCAGUCUCUCUCCGCAAACAACUAAAACAUCAGAAAUCAUUUAUUUCUUCAAAGAUGUUGCAAAAGUUGUUAGUGUUCAACUUAUUGUAGACCAUGAAGGUAAACAUGUGGGCUAUGCCUUUGUUGGGUUUGCUUCUGCUAACGAAGCAAAAGAGGCGAUGGAAAAGAAGAAUGGUAAAUAUUUGCACGAUCAUAAGAUUUUUUUGAUGAAAGGAGUCGAUGAAACUCCCGAUCCUGCUGAGGUAGCUGCCGUAAGAAGUAAGUCUCUCUUUGUUUCAAGUUGCCCCGACUACUUUGGAAUAUCAGAUAUCAUUAAUUUCUUCAAAGAUGUUGGAAAAAAGGUUGUUCGUGUUCGACUUAAUGUAAACCGCAAGGGAAAGUAUUAUGGGAGUGGCCUUGUUGAGUUUGCUUCUGCUGACGAAGCUAACAAGGCACUAAAGAAGAACGGUAAAUAUUUACACAAUGACAAGAAUAAAGUUGAUGUCUUUAGGCCAGCUCCUUGCCAAUGGAUUCAGUCCCCAUCCAUGUAA
This is a messenger RNA of Microthlaspi erraticum, 1113 nucleotides long. Lineage: Eukaryota; Viridiplantae; Streptophyta; Magnoliopsida; Brassicales; Brassicaceae. The record is from the annotation of a GenBank genome assembly.